AUGAAGCUCCUUGGAUUUCUUUGGAUAAUUGUUCUCUUUCAAACAGGCUCCCAGGCUCUUUUGCAAGAUGGAUUCACCUUUAAAACAUCCAUUUGCGAUGGUAAAAACGGAGGACUUCUACCCAUGUUUGGAACCUGCAAGGCAUAUUACGUGUGUGUAGAUGGAAAGGCGGUGAUUGGAUCCUGCGACGAGGAUAUGUUGUUUAAUCCAUUGACCCUUCACUGUGAUGAUGCCAGAAAAGUGGAUUGUAUUUUUGACGCAAAGCAAAUUGAAAAGGACGACAGUUCGAGUUCGGAGAGUGAUGAGGACGACGAUUAUGAUGAAGAAGUGACACCUCCUCCAGCUACCACCACUACUACCAAACGUCCAAAGCAACAGCGACCUCUGAAUCAGAAUACAGGACUCUCGGAUGUAUCAAAUAGAAUCUGUGCUGCCAAGAAGGAUGGAGUCAUGCUCUCCAAGAAGAACUCCUGCGGAGAGUACUAUGUCUGCAAGUCCAGGAAGCCUCAACUACGUUCCUGUCCCGGUCAGCAGCAAUUCAGUCCCACUCGCCGAAGGUGUAUGAAGGCUUCAGAUGCAAAGUGUGUAGUUUCUGGGCAGGAUCGAUUGGAUGGUCCUCCCAUCACAGGAGGACUCUGUGCCGAGGAAAAGGAGAACUCCCUGGCUGCCCACCAAAGUGAUUGCGGCAAGUUUUUACUUUGCAGCAAUAUGAUGUUUCUGGUAAUGGACUGUCCCACUGGCCUGCAUUUCAAUGUGGCGACUUCGCGUUGCGAUUACCCGAAAAUAGCUCAAUGCCAGGCGAAAAAUGCCAAAAAGGUAACCAAGAGCAAUAAAAAGUCGAAACAGAGUGGCCGAAAGCCCAAGUCUCGACAUUUGUAACUCAU
Messenger RNA from Drosophila bipectinata, 884 nucleotides. RefSeq names its product obstructor-G (gene obst-G). Lineage: Eukaryota; Metazoa; Arthropoda; Insecta; Diptera; Drosophilidae. Gene Ontology annotation, molecular function: chitin binding. The record is from RefSeq and is a predicted model, not a curated record. Gene Ontology annotation, cellular component: extracellular region.